AUGGACUGUUCCCGCUACUCCAGUGUUGUCGAAAGCGACCCCGCGUUAAAGUGGACAGGAAGUCAUUGGGGCGAGCACAGUGAAGUUACUGCCUGGUUACAGAGUAAAGACACUUGGUUCCGCACCCAACAGCUUAUUGAUGUGUCUUUCUCGAGCAUGCCGGAAGCAGAACUCUGUAAAUGGAGAACGGCGACUGCAAACAUGGCUGGAAUGAGGUAA
Molecule: messenger RNA, 219 nt
Organism: Coccidioides immitis RS
Lineage: Eukaryota; Fungi; Ascomycota; Eurotiomycetes; Onygenales; Onygenaceae
Exons: 1
Coding region: 1-219 (72 amino acids)
Source: RefSeq, a predicted model, not a curated record